AUGGAGAGAAACAUGUCCACUGCGCAAGAGUUGGAGGCGACACUUAUGGACCCUCGCUUCUUACGUGGUACAUCAUUGCUGAAGAAAAAGCGUUUUGAGGAAGCAAUAGUGGUCUUUGAGGAUCUAUUACGUCUUUUUUGCGAGGCAGAAGGCAAGAGUGAAUCAUUGGCUGUGGCUCCUAUUUACUAUGAAUAUGGUAAUGCUCUAUUAAGUCUCAAUGAGACAACAUCAAGUAUAUUUGGUCAUGUUGUUGAAGGUUCUGUACCCAAUCGAAAUGAAAAUAGUGAAAAGGACACUCAAGAGUCAUUGGGUGACUUGGAGGCAGCUUGGGAGGUCAUGGAAUUAGCGCGCGUUAUUUACUCGCGUUACCCUGGAGAUCAAGUAGUUGAGAUGCAGCUGGCUAGGGUAUACACUCGAUUAGGAGAUUUGAGUCUUGAAAGUGACCAGUAUGAACAAGCUAAAGCAGACUUUGAAAAGGCAUUGCUGCUACGAAGGAAGCUGCUGAAUGUUACCAAUGCCGAGGACACGACGCAGCUAGCUGAUCUAUACUGUCAAUUGGCUAUUGCAUGUAUUUAUAGAGACUCAACACAAGAAAAGGAGAAGAAGGGCGAUUCGAACGAAGGACUUACGUACUAUGUCAUGGCUGGCCGAGUCAUGGCAGAGAAUAUUCAUCGGGUGGCAAAAAAGUGUGUCGAUAAGGUGCAAGUAUUUGUGGCGAAUUGUGUUCCCCAGUAUUCAUUUGAAGGAGACAGUGUUGCAGAGCUACAUAGCAAAGGCAAGAGGAAGGGUUGUAAAUCGAGCACACGAGAUCCGACGCUCACGUUGCAAUUUAAUGGAGAGCGUCCUGAAGCGCUUCGCGAGGAAUUCCUCGCUUGUGUCGACGUCACGGAGGAACAAAAGGACGCGCUGAAAGCGGACGAGAAGACUCUGCUUGAAUACCUUGAAAUCUACUUGGAACUAAAGGAGAAAGUGGAUGGCAUUAUAGAGACUAGUGUAGGUGCUGUACCAAAGAAGGAUAAGGGAAUGGAUGAGGCGGUGACAACCCUUGGAUUGCGACAGACUGAUGCAUCAAUUGCUGCUGCUGCCUCAGUAGUUAACGUGGUUCCGGUGAAGAAACGGAAGACAGUGGCAUGUGUGGCCAAGUCCAAGGAAAUGAUGGAGGCGUUUGCACCUGCUAGUAGCAAGUAA
This is a messenger RNA of Peronospora belbahrii, 1188 nucleotides long. The record is from the annotation of a GenBank genome assembly. Lineage: Eukaryota; Oomycota; Peronosporomycetes; Peronosporales; Peronosporaceae.